Messenger RNA from Haliotis rubra (blacklip abalone), 1465 nucleotides. Its product is annotated as isopullulanase-like. Lineage: Eukaryota; Metazoa; Mollusca; Gastropoda; Lepetellida; Haliotidae. The transcript is spliced from 2 exons. Bases 371 to 1450 code for a protein of 359 amino acids. The record is from RefSeq and is a predicted model, not a curated record.
AGCUAGAAUGUCACUGAUUGAUGUUUUAGCGUUUCUGUGCAGCGCAGGUGCAAACCUGAUCGUGUAUGAUGGCCCUGGAAACGGGGUGAAUCCAUCCAACAAGUAUGACGUGUAUGCGAGCCAAGGUGGGCACAAACACAAAUUAUUUGUGUACAUGAGCACAGCUGAAAAACGCAACGAAGAAGCCGAAAAGAAAAACAGGACCCAGUCCUGGACGAGUUUUGCGUUCACAGGUGGACCUGUGACGGUUGAAGUCCAUACAAAAGUGAAGGACUUCCACAGGUGCACUGUCAGACCAAGAAGCUACAACUACAAAUGUCAGAGAUCGGGGUAGAAAACUGCAACAUUCCACAUAGAUAAGGCCUUGAAGAUGAUGUCGGUUGAAUUUGACUACGACACUGGUGAUGGCUAUGCUACUGACAUCAGAGACAAGCUGUACAUCUUCGCCGACCCUCCAGAAGGUAAGACGCCCAAUCCUCAUGAUCACGGCGUGUUGUACUACGAACCCGGGGUGCACAAACUUGGAGGCACGAAGACAAUCGACUGUAAAUCUGGAAUCAAAGAGAUUUACCUUGCCCCUGGAUCCUAUCUCCAUGGUGCUCUGGACCUCCGAUGUGACGGCAUCAGACUCCAUGGACGAGGUAUCAUUUCCACUGAAUUGUUUGCUCACAAAUCCGAUGCUGUUGGCUGGGCCAUCAUCCAGGGAGACGCUGGCCACACAACUGUGGAAGGAAUCACGAUGGUGGAUCCAGCCAAGUUUUAUUACAGGCUCCUGCAUGACCAUAAUGUCGUGAGGAAUGCUAAGAUGGUGGCCGCCUGGACAGGCAACACUGACGGAGUUGCCCAGGGUGACUACGGCUUGCUGGAAGACACCUUCAUCAUCGCUGAUGACGCCUCUGUUAAAUUCCAUGGGGACCAUCUCAAAAUCCAACGUUUGGUAAUCUGGCAAAUGCAAAAUGGCGGCGUCAUUUUAACCGGAUAUGAUACUGAGAGAGUGGGCGACGUCUCGGUUGAAGACUGUGACGUCAUACAUACUGAUUGGUGUGACUUCAAGGGUAGGUGUAUACAUGUCAGCGGGAACGACGCCGUCAUUGACAACAGCGGCACGAAACACUUCCACAUCACCAACUUACACUUCAAGGACAUCCGGGUCGAGGGACUGGUACAGAGAAUCGUCCGAUACGCCUUCCUUGAUGACGCAGAUGGCACUGUCUCUCAUGUCACCGUGGAGAAUCUGAGUGUUGAUGAACAGCCUCUACACGACCAGAUGCAUAAUGAAUUGUCGGGCUCCAAAAAUGGACGUAUCGUCGACUGGAAGUUCAUUGAUUUGACCAUUAGAGGCCACUGCGUCAACAACUACAAGACACCGGCGGCAGACUUCGUCAUUGACGAGCAGACAGCUGAUGUGACGUUUGAGUGUCGUGGCCAUCAUCCACCCUUGGUAGGGUAGUUGUAUGGGGGACGU